AUGCCGGAUGUUGUUAACAAUGGUAACCAGUCGAACCACAAAUACAAGCCCACGCCCGCACCGCGCACCAGCAGCUCCGCAUUCGCCACGAGACGCAGCAGCCACAAGAUGCAGCAGCCCGGCAGCAGCUACUACACGCAAACGGAGAGCGAAUUGCUGCAGCUCGAGGCUGGCGGUGGCAGCAGCAGCGGGACGCCGUCGCACUUUGUGUCGCCGCUGCAGAGACGCCACUGCCAGCCGCCCAACCAUCUGCCACUGAACUCGGUGGUGGCCACGCCGCUGCGCACCGCCAGCUACAAGACGGCGGCCACGGCCAGUGUCUAUCAUCAUAGCCACCAUCAGCAGCUCGAUUUUCAGCGCAACUCACAGUCGGACGAUGACAGCGGCUGUGCGCUCGAGGAGUACACCUGGGUGCCGCCGGGUCUGCGGCCAGAUCAGGUUCGCUUGUACUUUAGCCAACUGCCGGACGACAAAGUGCCCUACGUCAACAGUCCCGGGGAAAAGUAUCGCGUGAAACAAUUGCUGCACCAGCUGCCGCCCCAAGAUAACGAAGUGCGCUAUUGCCACUCGCUGAGCGACGAGGAGCGCAAGGAGCUGCGCAUCUUUUCGGCGCAGCGCAAGCGGGAGGCGCUCGGACGUGGCGCGGUGCGUCUGCUGUCCGACGAAAGGCCCUGCAAGGGGUGCGAGGAGCAGCUCUCCGGCGGUGACAUUGUGGUCUUUGCCCAGCGCCUGGGCGCCCAGUUGUGCUGGCAUCCCGGCUGCUUUGUGUGCAGCGUAUGCAAGGAGCUGCUCAUGGACUUGAUAUACUUUCAGCGCGAUGGCAAUCUCUACUGUGGCCGCCAUCAUGCCGAGACACAGAAACCGCGCUGCUCCGCUUGCGAUGAGAUCAUCUUCUCGGAUGAGUGCACGGAGGCCGAAGGUCGCACCUGGCACAUGAAACACUUCGCCUGCCAGGAGUGUGAGCAUCAGCUGGGCGGCCAGCGCUAUAUUAUGCGGGAGGGCAAGCCGUAUUGCCUGGGCUGUUUUGACACCAUGUUCGCCGAGUACUGUGAUUACUGCGGCGAGGUCAUUGGCGUCGACCAGGGCCAGAUGAGCCACGACGGGCAGCACUGGCAUGCAACGGAUCAGUGCUUCUCGUGCUGCACCUGCCGCUGCUCGCUGUUGGGACGUCCGUUUCUGCCGCGACGCGGCACCAUCUACUGCUCCAUUGCAUGCAGCAAGGGUGAGCCACCAACGCCGUCGGACACGAGCUCUGGCCCACAGUUGCGGCCCACGCAUCGCGCCUCCACUUCCAGUCAAAUAGCGCGCUCGCCGCGGCGCACAGCCGAGUCGACGGGGCGUGGCAAGAGCAGCAGCAGCGGGGGCGGCAGUCAUGGACAUGUGGGCAAGAGCGCAGGCAGCGCGGGUGAUCUGCUGGAGCGGCAGGAGCGCAAGCGUAUGGAGGCAGCAGGCGUGGCCGAUUUGCUGCUGGGCGGCUGUGUGCCCGGCAUGCCACGACCCGCCCAUCCGCCGCCCAUAGACCUGACCGAGCUGGGCAUCAGCCUGGACAACAUCUGUGCCGGCGACAAGUCCAUCUUUGGCGACACGCAAUUGACCUCCUCCAUGCCGGACAUGCUGCUUUCCAAGGCGGAGGAUUCGCACAGCUAUCAGAGCAUAGACAAGAUCAAUCUGAACUCGCCCAGCAACUCGGACAUGACGCAGAGCACCCAGGAGCUGGGCAACGAACUUGAGCUGGACAAUGAGUCUGUGCGUGAGCUGGAGCUGCCGCACGACGGCUACGAGCAGCUCUUUGCCGCCAAGCAGCGCAGCAAUCUGGACGAGAAGGAGGAGCAGCUGCAGCAGCAGCAUCAUCAAUUGGACAAUCGGCCGCCGCUGAAGGAGGUGCGCUUCCACAGUGUGCAGGACACCAUGUCGCGCUCCAAGAGCUACACGGAUAACUCGAAUGCGCGGCGUCGCCGCCGGCGGCGCAAUCAAUCACGCAGCUCCUCCGAGAUGCAGAUCAAUCAGACGAAUCUGCGACUGCACAAUGCCCAGACGCAGGCGGGCGGCGGCGCACUGAAUCUGCUAAACAAUCUGGACAAUUGCGAUGUGGCCAGCAUCUGUUCCACAUGUUCCUCCAGCUCCUCCAGCGACAUGGACGACUACGUUUACAGGCUGCCCGCGCGCAAGCACUACGGCGGCGUGCGUGUCGCCUAUGUGCCCAAUGAUGCACUCGCCUACGAGCGCAAGAAGAAGCUGGCCCAGGCGGGCGAUGCCAACGCGCUGGGCAACUCCUCCGCGGGCAGCUGCUUGGGCGGCGCCCAGUCAAGCUUGCCGGCGAUCAUGCACGAGAGCAAGAAUUGCACGAUAUCAUGACCACCUCCGAUGCUGCCGCCGCCGCCGCUGAAUCUCAGCAGCUAUUACAUACUGGACACCAUACUCGAGGAGCAGAGCCUCAGUCUGUUGCCCGAAAAGAAACCCGGCUGCCUGAGGCGUGUCUGGAACUUCUUUGGCCUGGGCAAGCCACGUCCGGGCAAUGCACAGCGUCUAUAUAGCGUUUAAAACUGGAUAUCGGGGCUUUUGUAAAUGGACAUAUCGAUAAAUACUAUAUAAUAUGCAGAAAGUAAUACAAUAUAUAUUAACUAAGGAUUGGUGGACAUUUAGAUUAGCUGUAAAGUGAGCUGGUAAGAAAAACACACACAUAUUUUCAUUUUCUUUCAUUUUCCUUCCUGUAUAUUACAUUUAUCCAUGCUGUCCGCAUACAACACGUAUUAUUUCACAUACUUCAGCUCACAAAGUAUUCCAAACUACAUACAUAUAGUAUAUGCAUAUAGGGUACACAAUGGAGAUGAUGAGAGACACCCUCCCUCCCUCUCUCUCGCUCACUCUGUUUUUUAUCUACAACUUUGUACAAAGCUAAAAAGUAUAUCAAGCAUUUACACACAUAUUAAAGGUAUAUACUUCCAUAUAUUAUAGUAUAUAGUAUAUAGUAUAGAUAAGUCGAAGCUAAGAAUCUGCCAGAAACAAAAGAUAGUAAAAUAAAACGCAAUCAACGAACAAUAAACUGUUAAAUAAAGCAACUGCCAACAAAAGAAUUUUUGAAUAAAAUAAUUAAUAAUGUAAAAAAAAAAAAAAAACAAAACAACGAAAGAAGAGCGAAAGUUUUCGCCUAGCAAAUGUGCAAUAACUAAAGUUAUAAAAAAAACUCCCCCCGCUCCGAAUCUCUAUAUACACAAUUCUUUACAUGCAUA
Molecule: messenger RNA, 3230 nt
Organism: Drosophila novamexicana
Lineage: Eukaryota; Metazoa; Arthropoda; Insecta; Diptera; Drosophilidae
Gene: esn
Product: protein espinas
Exons: 7
Coding region: 1-2355 (784 amino acids)
Molecular function (GO): zinc ion binding
Source: RefSeq, a predicted model, not a curated record